Messenger RNA from Macroventuria anomochaeta, 892 nucleotides. RefSeq lists its product as uncharacterized. The transcript has 2 exons. The coding region runs from base 98 to 838 and encodes 246 amino acids. The record is from RefSeq and is a predicted model, not a curated record. Lineage: Eukaryota; Fungi; Ascomycota; Dothideomycetes; Pleosporales; Didymellaceae.
UAUAAACUGCCUCAUUGUCGUCGUCGUCUCUUUCGCUCUUCAUUAGUGGUCAGCUUUCACAUCCAGUCUUUACUAAGCCUAGCAAAACAGCAUCGCAAUGAGGAACACACUCAUCUUCACCACCCUCACAGCCAUUGCCGCCGCCCAAACAAUCACCGACUUGCCAGCAUGCUCUCUGCAAUGUCUUGCUACCGCCACUGGUGGUCUUAACUGCGGCCUCACUAACUUUGCUUGCUCGUGCCAGAAGGCCGACCAGCUCACUCCAGUCGUUACGCCCUGUGUUCAACAGGCUUGCACCGACGCGGCCGAUCAGAGAAAGACCAUUGAAGUCCUCUCUGGUAUCUGCGCGGCUGCCGGCUUCCCAAUUGAGGUCCCAGCACCACCUGCGUCUUCGGCCGCUGCUGAGCCUACUUCCGAGCCUACUCCUGAGCCUACUAGCUCUGAGGCUUCUGUCGAGACGCAACCUUAUGCGACCGAAGAGCCAGAGUACUCCGAAUACCCAACUGCCACCGAGACUGCCUCGGAGUACUCAGCACCCACCUAUGCAACCGACGAUGUCCCCUCCGUCUCCUCCUCCUACUCGGAUCUCAUCCCCCUCUCCUCCCUCGUCGACACCGUCAUUGUGUCGCGCCCUUCGCCCCACCUGACUUCGUUUCCCGGCGUGCUUCCUCCGUACCCUACUGAUACUCCUGCGCCGUCGGUGCCGGCGCCUUCUGGUACCGGUACGCCUCCUUCUGCUACAUCCAGCCACUUGCCGGAGUUUACGGGUGCGGCUGCGGCUGUGCAGGUGAAUGUUGUUGCUGCUGGUAUGUUUGGGUUGGCUGCUUUUGUUUUGUAGGUGGUGAGUGAUAGAUUUGAAUGGAGGAGGCUGUGGUCAAGGGCAGAGAGGGUG